GAGAGAGAUAACAUAACGUGGGUACGGUUGACUCUUCCGAUACCUCCUCUUUCUCCUAUCUCGACGGCCGACCCCACGGCCACAGCGAGAGCGAGAGCGAGAGAGAGAGAGAGAGACCCCUCCCCGUCUGCGUCUCCCAAUCGACACUCUUCGCUCUCUCCAUCUCAAAGCCUUCUACUUCCUCUUCGAAUAGAGGAUUCCCCUAAGCUUUUCUCCUCUUUCCACUCACUGCUUCCUUUUCACGAUUAGUUUCCUCGGUUAUUCCGUCUCGGCCGGUUGGGUUGUUAUCUGCUUCCUCAGGAGGAAGGGAGGGAAGGGGGAUCUGCUGCGGUGGUGAAGGGUUAGGGUUUCUUGACUUCUUGAUCGGUUGUUUUAUUAUUAUUAUUAUUGUUUUGUUUCGGUAUUGUCGCGAUUACGAUGGCCGCUCCACCUGCUAGAGCACGGGCCGAUCACGAUUACCUCAUCAAGCUUCUUCUGAUCGGCGACAGCGCAUGAGAGCCAUGACGAUCUUCUUCUUUCUUGUUGGCUGGUAUAUGUCCAUUAUGCAAGUGCAAGGACCUUGGAUGUUCGAAGUUUGGGUGCUCGUGACCGAUGCAUGAGAGAUGUGAUCAGAAUCUUGAAACCCAUAGGUGUUGGGAAGAGUUGCCUCCUUUUGCGUUUCUCUGAUGGCUCCUUCACGACAAGUUUCAUUACUACUAUCGGUAUUGAUUUUAAGAUAAGGACUAUUGAGCUGGAUGGCAAACGGAUUAAAUUGCAAAUUUGGGAUACUGCUGGCCAGGAGCGAUUUCGAACUAUAACAACUGCUUACUAUCGGGGUGCCAUGGGUAUCUUGCUUGUUUAUGACGUCACUGAUGAGUCAUCUUUUAACAACAUAAGGAAUUGGAUCCGCAACAUUGAACAACAUGCUUCUGACAAUGUCAACAAGAUUCUUGUCGGUAACAAGGCUGACAUGGAUGAGAGCAAACGGACUGUGCCGACUGCAAAGGGACAAGCACUUGCUGAUGAAUAUGGAGUCAAGUUUUUCGAAACGAGUGCAAAGACAAAUCUAAAUGUGGAACAGGUCUUCUUUUCAAUAGCUGGAGAUAUCAAGCAAAGACUUGCGGAAAGCAAUAACAAACCUGAGGAUCGGACAAUCAAGAUUAACAAACCAGACCAAGCAGCUGCUGAAGGUACUGCAGCACCGAGAUCAGCAUGCUGUGGAUCCUGAGACAAUGAUGGGAUCGGAUGUAGGUAACUGACGGGGUGGGUGGGUGCUUGUAAUUUUAAUCCUCAUAAUAUUUGUUCAUUUAUGGACACCAUAUUUGAUCGAAGCUCUUGUGGGUUUAAUCUCGAGCGAUAUUGUUUACUGCUUGUUCAUCUUUUGUUGCACCCUUGCAACACGGAAAAGCCUGAAGAUGGCGGACAGUAGCAAAAUUUGUCUCGAUUUGGUGCCUUAAUAAUCUUUUUUUGACCAAGAACCAACGUGUGAUAUUUACACACAAGGUAAAUAUCACAAGAGUACAAAAGGUUUUUUCCUCCAUAUAAAAUACAAAAUGUUUGUGCUC
Messenger RNA from Musa acuminata AAA Group (dessert banana), 1544 nucleotides. RefSeq names its product ras-related protein RABE1c. The transcript is spliced from 9 exons. Gene Ontology annotation, molecular function: GTP binding; GTPase activity. Gene Ontology annotation, biological process: regulation of exocytosis; protein secretion. The coding region runs from base 596 to 1207 and encodes 203 amino acids. The record is from RefSeq and is a predicted model, not a curated record. Gene Ontology annotation, cellular component: plasma membrane; intracellular membrane-bounded organelle. Lineage: Eukaryota; Viridiplantae; Streptophyta; Magnoliopsida; Zingiberales; Musaceae.